AUGUCUCUCGCUCCGAGUCGAAAGCCCUCCUCAGGUCAGCGCAGGCGCUCAGUGGGCACUAGUGGCUGCAGCGGGCGAUAUUCCAGCGAUACAUCCAGUACCCACACUUACCCUGGUCGGGGUAGGGCAGUAGAGGGCAGCCCCACAGCCCGGACGCAUCCUAGCACACCCAGGCGUCACGCAAAGCACACAGCCUGCAGCGACAACCAUGGGAUCAGGCCCCCUACCCCGGAGCAGUACCUCACACCCCUGCAACAGAAGGAGGUGUGUAUACGUCAUCUGCGAGCCAGGCUGAGGGAGAAUGUGGAAAGACUACAACACAGGGACUGUGAAAUAGACCAGUUGAGGACCCAACUGUACAGGAUGCAGGAAGACUGGAUAGAAGAAGAAUGCCACCGUGUGGAGGCCCAGCUAGCCCUUAAAGAGGCCCGCAAGGAGAUCCAGCACCUCCAGGAAGUGGUAGAGUCAGUGAAGUCCAACCUUGGUGUCCGUGAACAAGAAGUCCACGACCUCAAGCCAUACUCAGGGUUGCAGGGAGCUCGGCCGGGGGGGAAGUCUCGCUCCUGUGGCUGUUCCCCGGCCAGCACUUUGACCCGCAGCACCACCUACACCCGACUGAGCAGCGAGGCUCUGCAGCUAGAGCGCAGCUCAAACGCUCCCGAGGCAAGUGGAGCGUCUCGUCCAGCAGGACAAACCCACCUAGUCCUGGAGGCAGCCCUCCUGUCAGAGCAGCUGCCACCCCAGGGCCACAUCCGAGGCCCCCCUACUGUGCCGCGCUCUUCCACCUACGAAAGGCUGUGCAGUGGGGGAACUGUAUUGCCAAUCUCACACUCCUGCCACACUCUAAGUAGCAGUAGCAGCUGCAGGUGCACUGGACACACCUACCUCCCCCAUCAUCACUUGUUUCUGCACUUACCUCAGGAGGAGGCCCCAUCAACAGCGGCGGCUCCUGCUGUCCCAGUCACUGAUCCCAUCCCCACUCCUGCUCCUGCAGCAGAGGAAAAGCCACAGGUCCGCUCCCAGGCCUGCAGCCCGACCAUGACCUGGCUGUGUGAGGACAGCGGUGCCGAAGAGCUGAGUGUCAUUUCUUUAGCCACAGCAGACAACACUCCUUUAGAACCACAUCUCUUUCCAUCCUCUUUACCCCCUGCGUCCCCUCCUGAGCAUUCGUACAGCUUUGAGCCGCUACCACCGGACAAAUCAGAGGAGGUAAUGGAGAUGCUAGCAGAGCCCCACACCUGCCAGCCACACCCUACAGCUCCACUGCCAGUGAGGCAGGAAGCUACGGUACUGGAGAUAGAGGAGGACAAUACGGAGGAAACUGAAGGAGCAAAUGAAGAUGGGUAUUCCCCUCAGCUGUGCCACUGGAGCCGGUACUUCCUCAUAGAUCUUUUGGCUUUGGCAAUGCCGGUGGUCCCAACCAUGGCUUGGUUGUGUCGAGGGGCACCACGGGACAUCAUGCCAGUGUAUCAUAUUGGCUCCCUGCUGAGAGGUUGCUGUGCCGUGGCCCUCCACUCGCUUCGCCGCCGGGGCGCAGGCAGGGGACGCAGGCCUACCAGCAUGAACGGAACGACAAUCUGA
Molecule: messenger RNA, 1581 nt
Organism: Xiphias gladius (swordfish)
Lineage: Eukaryota; Metazoa; Chordata; Actinopteri; Istiophoriformes; Xiphiidae
Gene: snpha
Product: syntaphilin
Exons: 4
Coding region: 1-1581 (526 amino acids)
Biological process (GO): neuron differentiation
Cellular component (GO): mitochondrion; cytoplasmic microtubule
Source: RefSeq, a predicted model, not a curated record